UAUUCACAAAAAAUGAGAAGAAGAAAACCAAAAGACACAAAUUCAAUCUAACAUGAGACCUGGACAUGCAGACACAAAAAUAUUAAUAUAUACCAAUACCGUUGCUGCAGACUCCAUCAGAUACACAGUGUACAAAGAUGUGUAGUUAGUUAUUUGCAUAAAUUGAAGAGGUUAGAGUGAUGGGUUUUACAGCAUUGUAAAUCCCAAACAAUAAUGCUAAGGAGUAAUCAGGAAAGCCACUGAAUCUGCAGAUGCAGAUGCACUGAAACUAAUAUCUUCAAAUUCUGUAAUAUAGAAGACAAACAACCUUUCAGGAGGUUUGAAUCCCCCCAAUGUUGAAAAUAUGCGUAGAGAUUGACUCUCUCUGGAGCUGUCUGGUACUGUAGGUCAGUGGGUCAUCAGCCUGUGUGAGCCCAUAUCCAUAAUAGGUGAAGAGAAAGGUGAAGCGGGGCCGCCACAUCCCAGAGGCAACAGGUUUUUCCUACUGCAGCCUAACUGUGCCCUCCAGUGGACAUACCACGCGGAUAAUCCGUGUCAUCAGUCAUCGAUGUUCAAAGUUUUUGCUCUUUGCUUCGCUGUGCGGGUUACAGUCAGGCCUCGUCUUCAUGUGAAGAUGUUUCCUCCAGGAACAUGUAACGCGAAUUAAACUUUUCUCAAAGAAAAUGCAGUUUCAUUUCUAUGUCCGCCACUCGCUCUCCUCAGUGAAGACACGGCGAGACAGUGCGCAUGGUUGAGCAACGCUGGAGGAAGCAACGCGUGGAGUAGAGUUGACCAAACUCAGGACAAAAGGAUUUUGGAUUUAUUUGUCCGCUUUUAAGGGUCACCUCCACAGUGCCACAUUGGUCUAGGUUGAGUGAAAGAGCAACAAGCACCUGCGGGGCCGCAUCAGUGGCUGCAGUAUGGGAAACUUUUCCAGCAAGGACAGCCAUGGACCCACAGGGGCCCAUGUGGAUAGUUUCCACACUCCUCCUAGUUCUCCACAGAAUGACCUGCCUGCUGUCCCCCAACUCUUCCCCCCUACCUCACCUCAACCUUCCUCUGCGGCCCCGAUUUCAUCCCCACCUCCGGUCCCUGUCCUCACAUCCAGCGGGAAGAAAUCGCAGCCAAGCACCACCCCGACCUCUCCCGUUCCCCCUCCUGAUUGGAGGCCUCAUUCACCAGUCAGCUCAAACAGCUCCACGAUUGGUCCAGGAGUUAGCCCAGUGCACGACAAGCCAGGAAGUACUGUGGCAGUGAAAGGACAAGUUGCUCUUGGGAGGAAUGGGGGUCCUCCUACCUCUACCCCUCGGACUCCAGUCGCCCAGGGGAAGUGUGUGGCUGUAAGCCCCACAAAGAGCCCCUCUUCUCCAAGUAGUUCCUUACCUAUUGUGCGUAGCUCUUCCAAGCAGAACUGGAGAGAAAGGGACAGUGGUCUCAGUCAGUCUCUGCUGCCGGGUCAAGAGGCUGGGGACAGCCAGGAUGAGGAGGUGGAGAAGCUGCUGGAAGAGUGUAGGACAACACUGGGUAUCACAGCCAGUCAGGAUGGAGCCACAAACACAGCAGAGAUACUGAAGUGUCUACUGACAGAAGUGAAGAGUCUGAAGAGUACUUUACAGACGGAGCGUGGGGAGUGGUUGCAGUUCCAGGCUGACCUACAGGUGGCGGUGUCAGUUGCUGACCGUCUACGAGCCGAGGCUGAAGAAGAGUUGACUGCGCUCCGAACGGCCCAAAAAGACGUUGAGAGGGAACUGGCUGCUGCCCAGCAGAGACAGAAGGAGGCUGAUAUGCAGCUGGUCACCCUGAGAGGGGAAUUGACGGAGAGCAGACAGAGACUGGCUACUCUGACCCAGACUCAAGGCAAAACUGACAUCCAGGCUCCAUGUCAGGAACUAGAGAAGCUCAACGGCGAACCAAAUAACAGCAAAGAAGGGAACCAGAGGGGCAGGGAGAGGGAGGUGUACAGGUUGGGACGAGAGGCGUUGCAAAGUGGGAGUCAGAAUGAAGGGAUGAAGAAUGUCGUCAGCGAGGAGGCCAGAACAGACUGUAAGGGUGUGACUAAACGUUGCCUGAGAAAUGUGACCAAUGAGGAUAGGAGUGCAGAGGAGGUGCGGUCUAGUGAGACACGAAGGACGGUGACCACAGAGAGGUCAAGCCUGUCCAGAUUACCCGCAUCCUCAGACCCCCCCACAUUGCAGAAUGGAACCUCCCAGUCCAACACUGCCACAACAGCUGGAUCUACAAACAAGAAUGUGGGGCAAGUUAGAGGGCGAAGAAGUCUGGAUUGGCAAGACAGCAGGCCAAACACUGAUACAGGAAAACGUGAGGAGUCUUUAAACAAGUACAACUCUGCCCUCACUGAGCUGCCGCCAACCAAGUCCCAGGAUGGUUUCAACCUGCUGCUGCGUCGCCAUGGAGGCUCAAAGAGAAACUCGCUGCUACGCUGGUGUCAGAGCCGAACCCAAGGCUAUAAGAAUAUUGACAUUACCAACUUCAGCAGCAGCUGGGCGGAUGGUCUUGCAUUUUGUGCUGUCUACCACACCUACCUCCCCUCACACAUCCCUUACAGCACCCUUAGUCUCGAGAACAAGAGAGAGAAUCUCAGUCUGGCAUUCAAAACAGGAGAGACUGUUGGGAUUGCACAAUCUCUGACUGUAGUGGAGAUGCUGAGAGCAGGCGGUCCUGACUGGCAAAGGGUCCUGAGCUACGUCGAGAGCAUGUACCGUCACUUUGAGAUGUGACUGCUGGAGGUACUAACAGUCAAUCCUAUCGUGGAUCCUUAAGUACUCAUCACACACUACAAGUUGUUUAUAAUGAUGGCCCCCUUAAAACUGUUAAACUUAAUAAUGUUGGGUGUCUGAAAACUGAAGAAGCUGAUGUUCUUCUCUCAGCAAGAAAUGAUGUUCAAAGCUACAAUCUGCAACUUUUUGACAUUAAAUAAUAUAUUGCUUGACCUUUUGAAGUGCAGCCCAUCUUAGCAACAACAAUAAUAAACGCAGAAAUCCUUCAGAAACA
Thunnus maccoyii (southern bluefin tuna) is the source of this 2991-nucleotide messenger RNA. Its product is annotated as cytospin-A. Bases 900 to 2717 code for a protein of 605 amino acids. The transcript has 12 exons. The record is from RefSeq and is a predicted model, not a curated record. Gene Ontology annotation, molecular function: protein binding. Lineage: Eukaryota; Metazoa; Chordata; Actinopteri; Scombriformes; Scombridae.